Spea bombifrons (plains spadefoot toad) is the source of this 1663-nucleotide messenger RNA. It is a transcript of the gene RAB39B, whose product is annotated as RAB39B, member RAS oncogene family. NCBI's taxonomy places the organism in Eukaryota, Metazoa, Chordata, Amphibia, Anura, Pelobatidae. The transcript is spliced from 2 exons. Gene Ontology annotation, biological process: Rab protein signal transduction. The record is from RefSeq and is a predicted model, not a curated record. Gene Ontology annotation, cellular component: Golgi membrane. Gene Ontology annotation, molecular function: GTPase activity; GTP binding. Bases 245 to 889 code for a protein of 214 amino acids.
CCAACGACCCUUCAAAAUUAAUGUUUUUCACAGAUCUGGGUUUAAUAGCCCUGAAAAGCAGCACUUUCUAGAGUAGGAACAUUGCAGGAAUCCUGGACUUUAUCAUUCGAGGCACUAACUAUCCCAAAGCACCUGCGUAAUUUAGUCUUUAUUUCUUUCGCUUCAGAGGCCAGGUUCCUAUCCGUACUGGUAGCUCCUCAUCCAGACCUUACGUUUUAAAGAGAAGCCUAAAAACGAAGCUUGAAUGAUGGAAGCCAUUUGGUUGUACCAGUUUCGACUUAUCGUUAUUGGAGACUCCACGGUGGGGAAGUCGUGUCUGAUCCGCCGGUUCACAGAAGGACGCUUUGCCCAGGUGUCUGAUCCCACAGUGGGAGUGGAUUUUUUCUCCAGACUGGUGGAAAUCGAGCCAGGCAAGCGUAUCAAGCUGCAGAUCUGGGAUACCGCGGGACAAGAGAGAUUCAGGUCCAUUACACGUGCUUACUACAGAAAUUCUGUCGGGGGUCUCCUGCUGUUUGAUAUUACCAACCGUCGUUCCUUCCAGAAUGUCCACGAGUGGUUGGAGGAAGCCAAAGCCCACGUGCAGCCUUAUCAAAUAGUUUUUGUGCUGGUGGGCCACAAGUGCGACCUCGACACCCAACGUCAGGUGACAAGACAUGAAGCUGAGAAACUGGCCACUGCCUAUGGCAUGCGGUACAUCGAAACGUCGGCUCGUGAUGCCAUCAACGUAGAGAAAGCGUUCACCGAUCUGACUCGCGACAUUUACGAGCUAGUCAGGAAGGGAGAGAUUAAUAUUCAAGAAGGCUGGGAAGGAGUAAAAAGUGGCUUUGUGCCAAAUGUAGUGCAUUCUUCUGAAGAGGUAAUAAAAUCAGACAGGCGGUGCCUAUGUUAAUUGGUUACUUAUUAAUAUUCAAACCACAUUUUUGAACUCUACUAAUAUAACACUCGUAUCAAAUCCAUGUGGUGAAACUUAGCGUAAAAUAGCUGUGGCUUCCACAGCAGAACAUGGGAGGUCGGACACCGUUAAAUAAGUUUGUAAACUCAGUGAGAGAAAGAGCUUUUCAGAAUGUUUGAAAGGUCUUGCGUCUGCAGCAAGGGCCAAGUGUGCAUGUCUGUUUUUUUUUUGAGUUGGGAGUCAACAAUAAAAAAAAAAAAAAAAGAUCCUAAUUAAUUUGAUAAGUUCUGUGUAGUUUAAUGUUGGUAUUUAUAUGCCGUGAGUUAAUGCAACAGUUUAAUAACUGUGAUAUAUAGUUGUAGAAGAAAGAAGCCUUUUGUUUAUUGUACAUCACAAGAUAUUAAAAAAAUACCUUCUGCUUCUUCUUGCUGUGACCAUAAUGCAAUGGCCUUCUCUUGUAUGCUCACUGUUGGUGGUGACUUUUCCAUACGUCCUCCGUUUAACGAUUAAAAUGUUAACAAUAAAAUAGUUAAGUGGCAUAUAGGUCACCUAACAUUUAAUUGAAUAUGUAUAUAUAGUGGGAUAAUGAAUAAAGUGUCAACCUAAUACCCUAAAGGGGUAGCUAGAAGUCAAGCCUUUAUGCCGUGGUGGCUGGUCCGUUGGUAGAGUUGAUUGAAUUUUGACGUAACCUUUUCUCAUCUUAUUUCGGUUACAGUGUUGAAGUUAGACCAUAUGAAGUGCACGAUUGCACUUUGCACUACUGCAAAUAAA